Darwinula stevensoni is the source of this 2031-nucleotide messenger RNA. Lineage: Eukaryota; Metazoa; Arthropoda; Ostracoda; Podocopida; Darwinulidae. The record is from the annotation of a GenBank genome assembly.
AUGGGAAUUCCUGACUGCCCUUGUCAGGUCAUGGAAUCCGCAACUGCUACUGAUUUCAAGUUUUCUCCAGAGGACAGUAACCCUGAGUGGAGAUAUGAAAACAACAGGCAUCAGAAAAGUAUGAGGAAGCAUACACCUGCUAAGUGGAGUUGGAAAAUAGCAGCCAAGGAAUGGCAAGAGAAGCAACACAAGAAGUGCACUGGAUGGGAAGUUGCCUUAGGAUGCUCUGAAAAAGCUUCUGAAGUUCAAGAGCAAGUUCCAAAGUCUUCAGAUGCUGAUACAGAGAAGGAAAAAGUGGUGUCACAGGCUAGAUGUGAUGAUGACUGUGAUACAGACACAAGCAUCAACAUCACAACAAGAACUCAGUCCCCAUCCCCAACCCCAAGCUCAUCUGUAGAUCUUCAGGCCUCAUCUCCAUGUUCAUCUGCAGAUAAUUCUUAUGAGAAUAUCUUCCUUUCAUGUACUUGGUCAGAGUUGCCAGAAGAGAUGCUUUCAGAGGGAUCUCCUACCAUUGAGCACUGCAGUAUAAGUGACACAGGUUCUUUCAACACACUAGGAUCACAACUGUCAAGUACUGGAUCUGAUGAUGUGGUUCUUCCAACAGUCAGCAAUAUCACAAAUAGUGCUCAGCAGUUUAUCUUUCAUUACCAUGCAACAUCCAUUGAUGAAUUGAGGUCAACCCCUGUAUCUCAGUUGGAUUGCAAGGCCAUUCCUUCUGGAAUCACCAAGAGAAAUCAAUGGAAAUAUGAUCAUGUCAUUCACUCUCCAUCUGGUCCCUUCUUUGUGAGUCAGAUCAAGCCAGAUAUGAAUAAUCUGUGUCCUCUGAAUGAGCAAUCAAGGUUCAAGCAAGUGAAGCCUGAAGUAUUUCCAUCAUCAUCUCAACCCAUUCCAGUUGGUAUAGUACUCAGUGAAAGAAAUUUGAGGAAGGAGGAAAAAGGAAUGGGGAUUCAUUGCAUGCACCCGGCAGAACAAGGGAAGCUGGCAUGGGAGAAAAGACAACAGCUCAUUCUAAGUCUGAGAACUCAAACAUAUGAUUCUCCCUCAGCACUAAAACCACUGAAAUUGCAGAAGCCCUAUGAAGUUCCACUAGAGGGGAGGCCAUACACUCCUCCUACACGUGACAAUAUCCCAGGACGAUAUUCUCUUGAUGUGGAGAACCUGAAGGAGAAGUACAUUGACACACAUUGUCACUUGGAUUUUCUCUUCUCCAGACUUCGUUUUGAGGGCCCACUCAGCUUGUUCCAAGAGACAAAUGCAUCAGACUUUCCCUCAGCAUAUGGGGGCUGCAUUGCUAUCUUCUGUCAACCAACAACUUUCCAUAAGGUUGCCAUGUGGAAGUCAUUGCUGGAAGAUGAAAAUGUUUGGGGUGCAUUUGGCUGCCAUCCUCGCUUUGCAGCAUGUUACAAUGACUCCACUGAAAGCUUUCUGCGCCAAGCACUUCAGCAUGAGAAAGUGGUAGCCUUGGGUGAAAUAGGACUUGACUAUUUCAGCAGGUAUGGAGAUAUUGUGCCAGAAGAUUUGCAAAAGAGUGUCUUCAAGAAGCAGCUAGCUAUUGCUAGACAAUUUCAAUUACCAUUGGUCAUCCAUUGUCGUGAUGCUGACCAAGACUGUUUGGAAAUUCUCAAAGAGGAACUACCCCGAGAGUAUCGCUUCCAUCGGCACUGCUUCACGGGAUCAUGGGAAGAAGCAAAAAUUUGGUUGGAUGAAUUUCCCAACUGCUUCUUUGGACUGACUGGGCUAGUCACAUAUCAAUCUGCUACACCUGUCCACAAUGUUGCCAAGAAGAUACCCUUAGAUCGUCUGCUGCUUGAGACUGAUGCCCCCUAUUUUUGUCCUCGUCAAGCUGCCAAGGAGAAGCGCCAUAGCAAUCCAGGCAUGGCUCUACAUGUUGCUGCUCAAAUUGCUGCUUUGCGACAGACAAGCCUUGAUGAAAUCAUCUGCAAGACCAGACAAAAUACCUCUAAAAUGAAGGAAAGAAUUCAGUCCCUUCUGCGAGAACGUUCCGCUAACGUGAAAGAGCUAAACUUAUAG